GUCGCAAGACUUCCUGCAUCAUCCACAGUUGAGUGGACAGUCGUAACUCAAUGGUCACAAGUGUAUAAACAAUAGUGAGUACCAGAACAAAACCUCGAAAACAUGGCACCGGUCGUUCGUCACGAAAUUCCUCCGAAAAUGGGACGACAUGGCACCACCAUCACCAUGGAAGAACGUAAACGUAAACGGAACACGCUUCAUUCGAUAAUCCGUAGGAUAGUUGAAGGACCCCUUUGGACGGACGACUGCAAAUCGACGGAAAGUGAUAGUCAUUCCACUUGCACAAUCGAAUCAAUAUCUCCACCCACCACUCCAGCCUCUUCGGCGGUCACGGGGUCAGACGAAUGCGACAGGUUGGUUCGCAAAAGGGUGGAACGCAUCCCCCGACGGAUGUCGCAGCUGUCGGUCUUUCCCGGAAUGGAACUGGUCGUACCGGUCAAGUACAAUCAAAGGAUGGCUCGAUCGUUCCCAGAUGUUCAGAACCGAUCGGAACGGGACAAAGCUCGAAGAAAUAAGAAUACCGUAUCGGCACGGGAAAGUCGAGCCAAGAUGCGGCUGAUGAACGAUCUGCUCCAGACGGAAGCUGGUGAGGCUAGAAAGUUGAACGUGGAACUGAAAGCAGGUUUGGCAUCCAGGAUGAGCUACGCGAUGGUGCUGUUGGAGAAAUUGAAUCUGCCACCGGUGGAUUUCCUGGAAAUGUGGCAGAAGGCGAACGAGAUGUCGGAUGCUUCCUCGGUGGAUCAACAAGAGGCGAAAUGUUAUCUUUCGGGAAAGCUGGAACCGAAUACAGAAGACAAUAAGAUAGAAGAAUAGGUGAUUCACUGGCGGUGAUAGAAUGUAUAGUAAUGCAGUUCCUUGUAAUAUUUCUUCCAUAAA
Ochlerotatus camptorhynchus is the source of this 876-nucleotide messenger RNA. RefSeq lists its product as uncharacterized. The transcript has a single exon. The coding region runs from base 103 to 813 and encodes 236 amino acids. Gene Ontology annotation, molecular function: DNA-binding transcription factor activity. Gene Ontology annotation, biological process: regulation of DNA-templated transcription. The record is from RefSeq and is a predicted model, not a curated record. NCBI's taxonomy places the organism in Eukaryota, Metazoa, Arthropoda, Insecta, Diptera, Culicidae.